AUGCCGUCUGCCAAUCUUAGUAGGAGAACCACUCGCCUUGUCCUGCAGCGACCAUCUCCACCCUCCCCAUGCACGACACACCACCCUCACACCUUUGACCUCCGCAACGCCUCGUGCUAUCCCUCAACACUCUCUUUUCUUCUCCCAAUAAACCCCAUCCCUCAAUGCUGCGAACUCCUCAGGCAUGUGCCUGCAAGUGUCUCAUGCCUCGCUUCGCCUCUUGCUGAGCGCCUCACGCCUUUCUUCUCCCAAUCCGUCCCCCGGCAGACUGAUCUGGACUCUUGCUCAGGCCAGCCCCCCAAUCCGGGCGUCCGGCCUCAGCGACGCCAGCCUCUAUCCGUCCCACAAACUCGUGCUCAAAUAUUUUUUUUCUCCCGCUGUCAAUGGCCUGCGCAAACCAUUCCAGAGCGUCCUCCAUCCAUCCACUAUGGCCACACCCCCCUCCCCCCUCCCCUCCUCUCCCAGGGCAAGCGAGAUAAGAACGCUCGGCCCACACAACCGCGCCCCUACCAGCCCAGGCAACCAGCAACCGUCCACCAAACCGUUCCAGCUGCCCUCACGCCCCCCCCCCUCCCCCAUGGCCCCCUCCGCACCAAUCACCAGCCUGCCCUCAACUGCAAGUCACUUGCACGCUUAUAUCCAACACGAGCACGAGCAGCCUGCAUGCACUCCUCCCUCACUAUACUACAUACGCGACCACAGACAGCCCCCACGCUCCUCCUCUUUGCCCAGAUGCAGACGUCCUUCGUUGCUGCAGGACCCUAG
Bipolaris victoriae FI3 is the source of this 765-nucleotide messenger RNA. RefSeq lists its product as hypothetical. The coding region runs from base 1 to 765 and encodes 254 amino acids. The transcript has a single exon. The record is from RefSeq and is a predicted model, not a curated record. Lineage: Eukaryota; Fungi; Ascomycota; Dothideomycetes; Pleosporales; Pleosporaceae.